Molecule: messenger RNA, 819 nt
Organism: Exophiala spinifera
Lineage: Eukaryota; Fungi; Ascomycota; Eurotiomycetes; Chaetothyriales; Herpotrichiellaceae
Exons: 1
Coding region: 1-819 (272 amino acids)
Source: RefSeq, a predicted model, not a curated record
AUGGCCAUCAUCCUGGAAGCCGGUCGGAUCCAGGUCGACCAAGUGUCGAGUACACUCUUCGCCCGGCUUCCCGACCCGGCACAAGUCGUGCGAAGGAUUAAUAGUCGCCUCUGGGGAACUCUCAGUUCCGAGCAACGUCGACGUAUGAGUGAUGUAUUGCGACGGUCACUCUAUACCUCCGACCCAAAGAUGUUUCCGGCCGCACCGGCACUGCUACCUCUCGCCGAGGUCUUUGAUCAGUGCUUCACCGGACUGGCUCAAGUAAGCUUUACCAAAAUUCGGACCGUCACUUGUUGUGACGGACAGAUCACGGUCAAAGCGGGCACAACCCCUCAGCGAGAGAACAGUCUGUACCUCACUCGAUUUCCCUUGAUCGAUGCGGUACGGGCGCUCUUUCAAGGGAGUCACAUUCCGGCCGGACAUGAUUGCUCUAGCGGACCAGGGUGCACGCGAUCUCGUAAGGUACGACCUACCGUCCUCGAUAGACUGCCACCGACACUGGUGAUUCAUAUUCCACCCACGGAUGAGCCGUCGGCGCGAGCGGUCGAACUGUUUCGCAACAUCACGUUUACGUAUCUCAAGCCAACCGGCGAGGUGAGUGUCGAGUACGCGGUCGUGGCAUGCGUCAUGAUGUCGGGUACCGCAGGCUCUAUCCACUUUACGGUGGUCUGGAAUGUUGAAAACGAGUCGUACUGGGAGUAUAACGGAAUGAGGGCCGAUGGAAGACUACGAGAGAUCGAUUCUUGGUUCCAUAUCAGGGGACGGCCAUCUGCACAGCAGGUGGUAAUGAUGGUAUAUCGAUGGGCCGAUAACCAGUAG